CUGAGCACCGAGCUGGCAGUUGGGCAGAAAUCAGAGUACAAACCAGCAGCGCGACCGAGAUGACCCACUUUUCGGUUUUCGCACUGAGACCCAACUGCUACCCACAGAAAGUGGACAACUAGGCGGAGUUUUUUCUAUAUUAUAUAGUAGCAGGCAAACCGAUCGCGUUCAAUCGGUUAUUAUGUACAGCCUACGUAGCCUAGUGUAAAAUCUAUGCAUUUAUGUGAAUUUCCCAGCGCAAACGUGGAAGAGGAAAACAGGCGACCUGAAAAAGCAGCAGCAGCAGCAGCAGCGAGCAAGAAGCAGAAGCACAAGCAGCAAAAAAGUCGUCCGAGGGGCAGCCACAGCAUGCCGUACGAGUCGAUGCACCAUCAUCAGUCGGCGGCCGCUGCCGUGGCCGCUGGCACCGCCCCCAACGGAAUGCUGGACUCCCUCAGCCUGCAGCUGCGGGACGCGGAGAUGCGGCGCACGGAGAUCGAGCGGGCGCAUCAGGAAACCCUGGCACAAAUACGCAAUAUGAGCGGAAGCGCACGUCCCGAUGCCGAGGCGGUGGAGAAUCUGCAGUCGAGGGCCCGGGAACUGGAAAAGAAGGUUGCGCUGGAAAACGUGCGCUGCGAGGAGCUGCAAAUCGAACUGACCUCGGCUCUGAAGGCCAAACAGGCAUCCCGCUCGGUCUGCUCCGGAAUGGGCAGCAUGUCCUCCGGAGCCGGCGCCACCAUUCCUACAUCGGCCAGCAGCUCCACCGUCACUUGGGCACCGACAAUCAGCCACCAGGACCAAGGCUCCGAGAUCGAUAUCAUAAUGGCAAAGAUUGAGCAGGAUAAUCGCGUGCUGGCCGAGCUGGAGCAGCCACGCACCUCGGCCAGCGCCAGCAUGUCAGCAUUGCCGCCCAGUUCCAUGAUGAGCACGGUAAAUAGCGAAUUUAGAACCAUAUCAAAGAGUGAACUCGAAGAAGAACUGAACCGUUACAAAAGGGCCGUUCUGGGCGGCGGGGGCGGAAGUGGGGGCGGCAUAUCGGCCCUCUCCUCCGGCUACUCGAGCCUCCCACAGUCGCUGGCCUCCACGCUGCCCAACGGAGGGGGCGGGGCCAGCACCAGCCUGAGCGGCACCAGCCUUGGCUCGCACAGCGUGGCCGCCGCUGCUGCCCUCGCCGCCUCCUCCUCGGCGGGAUCGGGGUGCCUAGGAGGAGGAGGAGGUGGGGGAGGAGGUGGUAUCGGGGGCGGGGGCGGCCUAUCAUCCAUAUCGGCCCUGGUGCCCAACUCAAUCAGUGGCAUAUCCUCCAGUCUGAGCAGCCAUGCCAUACAAUCCAUGCAGUACGGCACCGGACAGACGUCCGUGGAGAAGCUGCUGAGCGGAACUAGUGGAAUCACUGGCAUUCCACCCCUGCCGGUAAAUAUUCACACGAUGAAGGCUAUGCCAACGGCAUUAAGUCAGCGCGGAACAAUACAGCUGUACAAUUUGCAGAGCACAACCAUGCCCCUCCUGUCACUCAACUCGCAUAACCUGCCUCCUGGUGGCUCCACCAGCUACUCGGGACUGGGCGCCGGCGGCGGCUCCUCGCUGACGCAUCCCUCGAUGGCCAAUCUGGGCCUGCUGGACACCGGUGCCCUGCUGGGAGUGGGUGCCUCCGGCCUGGGAGGAUUGGGUGGAAUGGGACCCGGUGGCGGUGGCAUCACCGGAGCGACCUCACUAUACGGAUUGAGCGGCGGCGGAGGAGCCGGUGGCCUGGGCAGCACCUAUGGUCCGCCCUUCCUGGACGUCGCCUCGAGCGCCUCGUACCCAUUCACCGCCGCUGCCCUGCGACAGGCCUCCAAGAUGAAGAUGCUGGACGAGAUCGACAUUCCGCUGACGCGGUACAACCGCAGCUCGCCCUGCUCACCCAUCCCGCCCAGCAAUUGGGGACUGGACGAGUUCACCGACGGCCUCAGCGUCUCCAUGAUGCACAACCGCGGCGGCCUGGCACUGGGUGCCCUGGAUCUGGACACUCGCAAUCAUGGCCUGAAUGGAGCCAGCGAACCGCAGGUGGAUAUGCUCGAUAUUCCCGGAAAGGGACGCUGCUGCGUGUUCAUAGCCCGAUUUCCCUACGAUCCUCCAGAUGUGCAUAAUGAAUUCUCUUCCAUGCCUUGCAGGGAGGCUGAGGGCGAGCUCUCCCUGUGCGCCGGCGACUAUCUGCUGGUGUGGACCAGCGGGGAGCCCCAAGGUGGCUACCUGGAUGCGGAGCUGCUGGACGGGCGACGUGGCCUCGUUCCGGCCUCCUUUGUGCAGCGCUUAGUGGGCGACGACCUCCUGGAGUUCCACCAGGCGGUGCUGUCCACACUGCGCGAUGCCGAAGAUGGGUCGAUGCAGUGCGACACCACAUCGCUGCCCUCCUUGCCGCCGCACAACCCAUUGCUCACACACACCCACGAGGAUCUGGCCCGUUUGAGUGAGACGCACACCGAUCUGGAGCACGACCAGGACGACAUCAGCGACAAUGUUCCAGCACCCAAGCACUUGACGCUGGAACGGCAGCUGAACAAGAGCGUGCUCAUUGGCUGGUCGCCGCCGGAGCCAGUGGGCUACAACCUCAUCGACAGCUACCACGUCUACGUGGACGGCGUGCUCAAGGUCACCGUGAAGGCCAACGAACGCACACGCGCCUUGAUCGAGGGCGUUGACUCCACGCGGCCGCACCGCAUCAGCGUGCGGAGCGUGACCCAGAACCGGCAGACCUCUAGGGAUGCCGCCUGCACGAUGAUCAUCGGGCGGGACACCGCCCACCUGGGCCCCUCGGCGGUGCGCGCCUCGCACAUAACCUGUUCCUCGGCGGUCAUCUCAUGGCUGCCGGCCAACUCGAACCACCAGCACGUGGUGUGUGUGAACAAUGUGGAGGUGCGCACCGUCAAGCCGGGCAUGUACAGGCACACGAUCACGGGCUUGGCGCCGAGCACCCAAUACCGGGUGACCGUGCGGGCCAAGCACCUGCGGGCCGUGGGCCAACAUGCAACCAAUCCGAUGGGCCAGACAGGAGUCACCGGCAGGCCGGGUCAGGAGGAGGCGCCCGGAGCGUAUGCCGACUUCCGAACCCUGACCAAGGGCCUACCCGAUCCGCCGCAGGAGAUACAGCUGGAGGCCGGCCCGCAGGACGGUACCAUUCUGGUGACAUGGCAGCCGGUUAACAGGCCCACCUCGACGGGGCCUGUAACCGGCUAUGCUGUGUACGCCGAUGGUAAGAAGGUCACCGACAUCAACUCGCCCACCGGCGACCACGCCCUCAUCGACAUUGGCAAGUUGGGCGUCUUCAAUCCGCGCGCCGUCACCAUCCGCACCAAAUCUAGGGACUCCCAGUCGGCGGACAGUGCGCCCAUCUUGAUACCAAACACCGUUCGCAAUGCCGUGGCCCGAAGGGUUCCGAACCAGAUGGGCAUGGGUCCGCAGUUGCCGCAGGGACCGCAUGGGAUGUCCGGGGUGCAGCAGCAGAUGGGCGGGAUGCCCGGGCAGCAGGGUCAGCAGGGUCAGCACAUGAUGGGCCAGCAGGAUCACGGGCAGUAUGAUCCCAACCAGAUGCAGCAGCAGCAGCAGGGCAUGCAGCCGCAGCCGGGUCAACCGGGUCACCAGCCCGACGCAGGCUCCGGAUUGUUAGGUGGCCUGCUCGGUGGCCUCUUCUCGAAACCCACACAGAGUCAAGUGAACCAGAAUGGCUAUCAACAAGGUGCUACAGGAACGCAAAGGGGCAUGGUCCCGAUACCGGGAAGAGCCCAGGGACCCCAGCAACAACAACAGCAGCAGCAACCCUAUGGACCUCAGGGUCCCAUGGGUGGGCCACGCUUUCGAGGACCAGUUCCUGGCCAGUUGAACAUGCAGGGCCAGCAGAUGCAGGGUCAAAUGCAGGGGCAGAUGCCGGGUCAGAUGCCAGGUCAAAUGCCUGGCCAAAUGCCUGGUCAAAUGCCUGGUCAGAUGCCCGGUCAAAUGCCUGGCCAGAUGAUGGGACCACGAGGACAACUAAACCAACAGCAACAACAGCAGCAGCAAAUGCAGCAGGGCCAGAUGAUGCCCGGCCAGCAGCCAGGACAACCAGGACAGACGGGACAAUCCGGACAGCCGGGACAGCCUGGCCAAAUGCCCGGGGCCCAGAAGAAACCCCGCUACUUUGUGGCCAUGUUCGACUACGACCCAUCCACGAUGAGUCCCAAUCCCGACGGCUGCGACGAAGAGCUGCCCUUCCAGGAGGGCGACACGAUCAAGGUAUUUGGUGAUAAGGAUGCGGAUGGCUUCUAUUGGGGCGAGCUGCGUGGUCGCAGGGGCUAUGUGCCGCACAACAUGGUCUCCGAGGUGGAGGACACCACUGCCUCCAUGACGGCCGGAGGUCAGGCUACCGGUCAAAUGGGCCAGGGUCAGGCAGGCGGAGUGGGUGGGACCGCCCAGGUGAUGCCCGGCCAGGGAGCUCCGCAGCAAAGUAUGAGGAACGUGAGCCGCGAUCGGUGGGGCGACAUCUAUGCCAACAUGCCGGUGAAGCGGAUGAUCGCCCUCUACGACUACGAUCCCCAGGAGUUGAGUCCCAAUGUGGAUGCCGAGCGGCGGGAAAGUCAAGCGGGAAGUGGUCUAAUGGGUGGUAUAUUUGGCAGCUUAGGUUUUAGUCAACAUGUUGUGCCUCCCAUGGCGAAUGAACAGGUGGAAUUGUGUUUCAAGACGGGCGAAAUCAUACUCGUUUACGGUGAUAUGGACGAAGACGGUUUCUACAUGGGCGAGCUGGACGGCGUGCGGGGCCUGGUGCCGUCGAACUUCCUGGCGGACGCGCCCGAGCAGUACAACAACCAGAUGGGGCCGGGCGGAGCGGCCGGCAGAGGCGGGCUGAGCCAGCGGGGCAGGGGUCAGGGGCCAGGAGCGAGGGGUCCGCCGCCCCCGCCACGCGACAACAUGAUGCCCGGAAUGGGCGGGCGCGCACAGCCGGGCAAAAAUGCUCGCCCUGCUUCCCCUACACUGUUAGACAACACGGGCCAUCCUGCCCCCGAUCACCAAACGCAGGGGAUGAUCGGUCGCGUUGGUAAUGUCGGCCUGCAGCAGCAGCAACAGCAACAGCAGCAGCAGCAACUCCAACAGCAGCAGCAGCAAUAUGGUCAGCAACAGACGCAGAUGGGACAGCAGCAACAGCAGCAAAUGGGACAACCUGGAAUGAUGGGUCAGCAGCAGCAGCCGAUGGGUCAGAUGGGUCAAAUGGGUCAGCAGAUGGGUCAGCAGAUGGGACAGCAGCAACAGCAACAGCCGCCGGCGACGACACAGGCCCAAACGGGCGGCCUCUUCUCGGGCGCAACUAGCCUGCUCUCUGGUGCUACCUCGGCUGCCACCGGUGGUCUAUUUGGGUCGAAGCAACCGCCCAAGACGGAUCCAAUGCAACCACAAGGUGGUGUGCAGCCAGUGCAGCAACAAGCAAACGCCUUUGGUGCCCAGGUGCAGGGGGGGAUGCAGCAGCAGGGGAUGCAGCAGCAGGGGAUGCAACAGCAGGGGAUGCAGCAGCCGGGGAUGCAACAGCCGGGGAUGCAACAGCAGGGGAUGCAACAGCAAGGCAUGCAGCAGGGCAUGCAGCAAGGGAUGCAGCCAGGCAUGCAGCAGGGGAUGCAGCCCGGCAUGCAGCAACAGCAGCAACAACAAGUGCCACCGCAAGCCCAGGCUCCACCCCAAGGACCGGGCGCCGGCCUGCUCGGGGGUCUCAAGGGCAUCGCUGCGGCGGCGCCCGGCGGCGAUGUCCUAUCGAAAGGCAAAGAUCUCUUCGGAAAAUUCGGGUUCGGCUUUGGCAAAUAACCCCGGUCAUUCCAUAGGGUCCUGUUAUAUUAUUCGUAGAUUAGACUUAUUAUUACUAUUAUGAUUAUGAUUAUUGCUAUUGAUUACGAUUACUAAGCUAAUAUAUAAAACAAAAGAAAUGGAAAAAAAAAACGGAAAAACAGAAAAAAACACAGAUGAUACUAUAAUGACAGACAAACCAGAAAUGCUAACGUUAAAAGAACCCAUUUAAUACCCCGGUCCGCUGUGAGUCGUUGUUGUUGAUAUGAUAUGAUAUGACAUGACUAAUAGUACUAAUGGUAAUAUUUUUUAUUAAUUAAAUUGAUAGAAAUAUUAUGAGUGAUCGACAGAAUCAGCAGCAACGGUCUCACAGCUCGACCAGAAAAACAAAGCCACAAGCCCAGAUAAAUUGUUGUAAAAUUAUUUAACAAAUUGCCUGCCGGUUUAGGUGACUGCAACUCGAUAAAGAUAAAGAAAAUGAUUCCACUAACCCCACUAAAGGAUAAAGCUCUAUAAUACCAGAUUCACACACACACAUACAGACGCAAUACACACACACACACAUAUAUUAUACAAAUACAAAUACAAAAUACAAGUAAGGGAGGAGAAAUAUAUUAUAUACAUACAUUAUAUUUACAAUUAUUUGUUAACGCACAUUGUUAAAUUUGCUACUGUUGCUGACCAGUUUAUAAAUAAAAACCAAAAAGAAUCGAGGAGGGGAAAGAUAAGAAAUGAGGAGAGAUGAUAAAGCAAACACAUAAGGUAAACUAAACCAAACAUAAACAUACAUAUAUUAUAUGUAUAUAUUUAAAAUAUAUUGAAAACUAAAUUGAGAUACACUAAAAUUACAUUUAUAAAUCAAAACACAACCGAAUGUUAAGCAAUGACGCUGAACAAGGAUACAUACAUUAAAGUAAAUAAAUAAAUCGAUAUGGUACAUAUUUACAUAUAUUCGCAUAUACUAAAUACGAUUUCGCAUUCAAGCCAACCACCAAUCGGGCGCAUUUCCAAGACAAGGCGACCUUGACUUCCAGUCCAGCACAAGAAGAUAUAACUUUCCAGUCCCAUCUAGUCCCCUUAACAACCCAGUGAUAUUCGCAGCCAAGUCCCAAGAACCCCCAUUCCAGAAUCCAAAAUCCCAAUCCCUUCGACUGCUCGACUUAAAACUUCUAUUCUACGCCCCAUUUUUUCAGUGUUUGAUGUCCAUAGAAGCCAUAUGCGAUAAAUAUCAGUGUAACUUAAAGCAAACCAAAGACCAAGAGAGACCUACUCCUACAUACAUAUAAUGGGAUACCCAAAUGGCAAAUACAAAGAAUAUAAUGUACUAAGCACAAGAUAAAAGAUCAUAGCGUUAGACCCAGGAGACAUGUUCACUAAAUUCAGCAAGGAGACUCUUUCACACCUUCUCUAGCAACUUAAGCCGCCCCUUGCUUCUACUUCCUAUCGCUAUCUACCAUCCUACCUACCUAUCUUUCGAUCGUUAUUUUAUUACUACCAACUACCAAUUACGAACUACCAAUUACCGAUAGCUAUAUGCCGCAUACGACCUAUUCUGUUUCUCUCUCUAUCGGGAAACCUUGCUUCUAUCCAUCCGGUUUGAGAACAGAACAGAUCAGCAUACUGUUUCCUAAUGUUUGAAAAUUGCUUUCACUCAGCCCUCUCAAACACACUCAGCAUAAUACACAAAAAAACAAAUACAUCGCGUACCUCUUGCUUUACGAAAAUACAAACAUUUAAUGAAAUGGAAAGUAUAAAGAUAACAAAAA
This is a messenger RNA of Drosophila subpulchrella, 7523 nucleotides long. RefSeq names its product RIMS-binding protein 2 (gene Rbp). The record is from RefSeq and is a predicted model, not a curated record. The coding region runs from base 214 to 5778 and encodes 1854 amino acids. The transcript has 20 exons. Gene Ontology annotation, molecular function: protein binding. NCBI's taxonomy places the organism in Eukaryota, Metazoa, Arthropoda, Insecta, Diptera, Drosophilidae. Gene Ontology annotation, biological process: neuromuscular synaptic transmission.